AAAAGAGAAAGAGAAAGGGAAAGGGAAUGGCUUCUCAAUUUCAGGCACAAGGAGGAACUCCAAUAACUACCGAAAUGGCUACAGAACUGAGGCAAUUGGUCUUUGGCACCUCCGCGAUACCUAUGAGAGCUGAAUGGACGCAUACACCCUUUACGUUCGGCUCAUCUAAAGAGGAAUUCUCUUAUGGGUUGCGAUCACCGCGUAACGCGACACGUGGCUUAUUAUCUGUAGUUCAGGGUUUCAUACUGAAAUACGUGCUUUUCGAUUAUAAAUCGGGCAAACAGAAUACAAACGACGUUUUAUGCCUAUCCGGCGAUAUACAAAAGGCGGCUUUAAUUUCGGCUUUGAUGGAAAUUCUACGCACUAUCGCCGAUAAGGGUAAAGUUACUAUGGUCUUACCUUCACCCGACGAUGAAAUAUUUGUGGAGCAUAGUGCCACUUAUUUUCACGAUUCCAUAACCGAAAAGUUAUAUAUAUUCACCUUGAAUCCUCACGAUGAACUGGAAUUCUUUAUAAAACGCCAUUAUAAGCAUUUCACGGAGGAGGGAACAGCGGGCACUUUGCUCUUCCUCUAUAGUGCCGUUUUAACGCGAACAAUAAGCAAAGUACGCAGCGAUUUAGAUUCGACAAAACAAAUUCCGCUUACGAUGACUAAUAAUGAAGAAGGUUCUUUAAUGAUUAUUACUUUGCUAUUGACUGGACGCGCUACCCCCUAUAUACAUAAUGGGGUUAUUAAUGUGGGCGAUGAAAACAGUUAUGCCAUGCCUCAGUAUGGUAUUUUAAAACGAUGCACAAUUGGUCUCUUGCUAUGGGAAACUGAGAAUAGUCAGUGUGCUUUAGUUUCACGUCAACCAGGCUCUCGUUUGAAAACACCCAACUAUCCAAUUUGGAUUACUAGCUGUGCCGGGCAUUAUGGUGUUAUGUUUAAUCGUAAUCCCGAUCUUUUGCGUAAUUAUCAUGCCGAGUCGCGUUUCGACUUGAAUUAUUAUAGUUGUUCGGGUCGAGAGAUCGCCAUGACUAUCGAUAAUCGUUCAUGUAAUGAUCAGGUUAUGGGCAUGUUGGAACGUCAAAUGUCUUCAUCGGAGGGCAAUAAUUCCUUAAGUGGCGGCGGUAAAACGAAUAAAGAUGAUCCAAUAGGCGGGAAAGACGAUAAUAAUAGUGGAAGUAAUAAAGAGGAGUACACUGUUAAUACGCCCCUAUUGAAGUUGAUACAAACUAAAUGGGAGGAAGCACAAAUCCGAUUUCAUGCACAACCUUCAAUGCUCAGUUAUUUAUUUAGUACACAACAGUAA
Messenger RNA from Glossina fuscipes, 1292 nucleotides. RefSeq names its product inactive ubiquitin carboxyl-terminal hydrolase MINDY-4B. Gene Ontology annotation, biological process: protein K48-linked deubiquitination. The coding region runs from base 27 to 1292 and encodes 421 amino acids. The record is from RefSeq and is a predicted model, not a curated record. The transcript is spliced from 8 exons. Gene Ontology annotation, molecular function: K48-linked deubiquitinase activity; cysteine-type deubiquitinase activity. NCBI's taxonomy places the organism in Eukaryota, Metazoa, Arthropoda, Insecta, Diptera, Glossinidae.